Molecule: messenger RNA, 630 nt
Organism: Aspergillus oryzae RIB40
Lineage: Eukaryota; Fungi; Ascomycota; Eurotiomycetes; Eurotiales; Aspergillaceae
Product: zinc finger CCCH domain-containing RNA-binding protein
Exons: 2
Coding region: 1-630 (209 amino acids)
Biological process (GO): mRNA splicing, via spliceosome
Cellular component (GO): spliceosomal complex; U2AF complex
Molecular function (GO): pre-mRNA 3'-splice site binding; metal ion binding
Source: RefSeq, a predicted model, not a curated record
AUGGCCAACUAUCUCGCCUCUAUCUUCGGUACGGAACAGGACAAGGUCAACUGUUCGUUCUACUACAAGAUCGGCGCAUGCAGACACGGCGACAGAUGUUCUCGGAAGCAUGUCAAGCCUUCGUACUCACAGACUAUCCUGAUGCCAAACAUGUACCAGAACCCGGCGUACGACCCGAAGAACAAGAUGAACCCCAGCCAGCUCCAGAACCACUUCGAUGCUUUCUACGAGGAUGUAUGGUGUGAAAUGUGCAAGUACGGAGAGAUAGAGGAAUUGGUAGUGUGUGACAACAACAAUGAUCAUCUAAUCGGCAACGUCUAUGCCCGAUUCAAGUACGAAGAAGAUGCGCAAAAGGCCUGUGACGCUUUGAAUUCCCGCUGGUAUGCAGCUCGACCGAUAUAUUGUGAACUAUCGCCGGUCACGGAUUUCCGAGAAGCAUGCUGUCGAUUAAAUAGUGGCGAAGGCUGUGUGCGUGGCGGAUUCUGCAAUUUCAUUCACCGAAAGGACCCUAGCAAUGAGCUCGACCGUGAACUGCGCCUGAGCACGAAGAAAUGGCUGAAGGAGCGCGGCAGGGACGCCCGCAGUGUUAGUCGCAGUCCCAGCCCGGAGCCGACGAGGCGGAGAUAUUAG